Molecule: messenger RNA, 5060 nt
Organism: Scleropages formosus (Asian bonytongue)
Lineage: Eukaryota; Metazoa; Chordata; Actinopteri; Osteoglossiformes; Osteoglossidae
Gene: cfap43
Product: cilia and flagella associated protein 43
Exons: 38
Coding region: 112-5037 (1641 amino acids)
Biological process (GO): sperm axoneme assembly; cilium assembly
Cellular component (GO): axoneme
Molecular function (GO): protein binding
Source: RefSeq, a predicted model, not a curated record
GAACGCGUCUUCUUUAUGCCCCGCGCUGGCGGACGGAGAACCGCUUUGUGCCUCGAUCGAUCCAUUUGAACGGAACCGUUUUGCUGUGUCCUACAUUGACAGACUUGGCACAUGGACCAUUUGGGCUCUUUGGAAGUCAGGUGGGUGCAGGGCUUUACCGGUCCCAAUGUGCACUUUGUGGACAAGAAGACGGUGUGCUACACCAGCGGGAACUUUGUGGUCUUCGCCGACCUGGAGACCAACAAGAGAAGGACGCUCCAGGGCCCGGGCCGCAGCAUCGGGGUGCUGGCCGCUAGCGCCCCCUGCAGAGUGCUGGCCUUCUCGGAACCCAAGCUGGAGCCGAGCAUCUUCGUGUACAGCUACCCGGCGCUGGCGCUCAGGAGCCAGCUGAGAGGCACGGCUAAGCUGGACUACACGUGUGUGGCGCUCAGCGGCACCGGGCCCUAUCUGGCCUGCUGUUCCUCCACGCCGGACCCGACCCUGUCCGUAUGGAACUGGGAGACUGAAGCCAUAAUAUGCAGAAAGGCGCUGGAUGGAAGAGAGGUCACCGGUUUGACCUUUAACCCUCUCAACUGGCAGCAAAUGUGUGCAGUCAGAGCGUCGUGCAUCACAGUUUGGAAUAUCGAAAAAUGUGAAAAUCUGCAGAUUAUCAAGUCGAGCGUGAUCGACCUCCCAGCGACAGAGAGCCAGGUGAAGGGAAGCGCUGGCGUCUCCUGCCAGGGUUCCGAGGGGAGCUUCACGUAUUUGGGGCCCCAGAUGUCAGUAUCGGCCAUCACCGGCCUUGUCGGGGAAGAAGCUGUGAGCUUUAUGGCCAAGAGGAAAGCGAAAGGGCGCCUUUGCGGUAGCGCCCUCUGCUGGACAGCCGCGUCGCAGCUCUACGUGGGGUGCAAGGAGGGCCACCUGCUGCAGGUCGACCUGGACUCUCAAAGCGUCUCCGUUCUGUCCGACCCCAGAGCAGCUGUAAAGAAGGAAUCGCAGCUGCGCGCAGGGAGUCUUUGCAGCCUGGCGCUGAGCAGAGAUGCCCUGUUUGCUGCAGGAGAAGACCGGGUUUUACGCUGCUUACACAUUAAAGGCUCAAAAGUGGAGGUGAAGAAGCUCUCUGAGCUGGAGGAGCCCAUCACCGACAUGUGCUUCUCGCCAGAGUGCGACACGCUACUCUUGUCCUCGUGCGGGGGCCACGUGUUCAGGUACCGCCCGCUGCAGUCUGACAGGGUGGUGCGAGUUCCGGACGUCGUCACGGGGCGCUUUGUGGCAGCGGUGCCGCUCGCCAUUGACAGCAGCUUCUGUGUGUCGGUGCAGGACAACGGGGAGCUCCAGCUGCGGUCUAUGGACACUGGCUCUUGUGUCAGGUCCCUGUCUCUCAGUGUUCAGGUGAGCAGCCUGGCGAGCUGCCCGAGUGCCCUGUAUGUGGCCGUGGGCACUGCCGCUGGACACGUCUUCUUUGUGGACUUGACGCAGAAGCUGCAACCCCGUGUGGUCCACCAGCAGCGGCUUCACCACGUUGCCAUCGAGCACCUGGCUUUCGACCAAAGAGGAAACGUCCUGCUUGCCGGAGCCUCCGAUUCCCUCGUCUUCAUCUUGGACGCGAGGCCAUCCAGAGUGUUCGAGAUAAUUGGAUACACAGAGGCGUGUGGCGCCGUGCUGGCCAUGUCCACUCGCUGCUCCGAGGGCAAUGCAGGCGUGCGUGUGCUGCUCCUGUGCUCGGCCAAGGAGGGCUGUCGGCUCGAGGCGUUGGACCUGCCCCUGCAGCAGCUCACAGGGGGCCAAGGCUGCGCAGACCCGCAGGGACGCCUCCCGGAUGCCCUCCUGCACAAGCAGAAGUUUGACGUCGCCGAGCCGCUCAGCUCUGCCGUCUUGGGACCUGAUGGCACCGUUUUCAGCUACUGCGCUGGGAGGAAGAGCCUGCAGAUGUUCACACUGCCAGAGAGUGCGGAGCCUUGGACUGCAGACGAGCUCGUCCACCUGGAGCCCGACCAGGAGGCAGACAGCCACCCGCUGAGCCCCGCCGCCGUGAUCCUGUCGCCCCACCACUGCUGGUUGGCGUCCGCGGGGAAGGAUGGGGAGCUGCGCGUGUGCGACACCUCCAGCAUGGAGCGCUACCUGCAGACGCAGUGUCAUUCCUGCUGGUUGGGAGGAGCGCGCACCGUGUCCUUCUCCACAGACGGCCGCUCCCUGGUGACCAUCGGCUCGCAGGACAAGUCCCUGGUGUGCGCGUGCCUCAGGAUGAAAGCCGCCGGUGCCGGCGAGGUAAGCGCGGCCGCUGUGUACGGUCAGGGGCUCGCAGCGGCGCUCAAACCCUCGCUGGUGGCAGAGAACCCCGUCCUCAGCCGCAUGCCCGUGUGGGACCCCAAGACCUCUGCGCUUGCGUCAAGAGCGCCCCGGCAUGGAGGGAAGGCGAGUGACAGGAGCCGUGGUCUGGAGCUCGUGGAGCAGGAUGACGGGCAGGAGCACCGCAGCGACACUUGGCUGGACCGCAAGGUGCAGGAGGUCCUCCAAAAAGAGAGAGAGCACUUUUCCGAAGAAAGGAAGAACCUUCAGAAAGCCAUCAGGGAGCUGCGAAACACGGUCCAGGCCAUGAUGAGAGAGAACGAGUUGCUGCCAGACAUAGAGAAGCUGGAGCACCUGGAGUUCAACCUGAAUGUGGAGGAACAGAUGCGGCUGCAGGCCGAAGGAGAAGAAGAGGUUGCCAGGGUGCGGAAUGAGAUUGAGCUGGAGAACCUUGCCAAGGCGUACCUACGUGAGGUCCUCAAACGAGAUUGCUGGGAUUCCAUGAAGGUCAAAGGGCAAGCCAUUAAGGCCUUCCACUCAGACCAUGAGGUGAUGAACUACCCCAUGAAGGAACGCACAGAGAAGGAGCUGGAAAACCUCCAGAGGGUGCAGAGGAUGCGGGCGAUUGAGCAGAUGGACCACUCUAUCCAGCUCAGCUUCCUGGAGAAGAUGACCAGAUCUGCGGCCGAGAAGGAGGAGGAGCUCGAGGACAAAGACGACGAGGAGAGCGUCGCUCUGGCUGGCAGCCUCAGCGCUCAGUUCGGUGGCCGCAACCCCUACCUCUACAGCCAGUUUGAGCUGUUCAUCCGCGAGCAGAAGGUCCACCAGAUCACACUGCUGCAGGAUGUCAUCUAUGAGGUGAAGAGUGAUUUCAACAAGCAGUUUAAUAGUGUUUUCAAGCAAAAGGAGCAGGAGAUUAGCCGUGUGAAAGAAAGGAACAAGAGAAUAGCAGAAAUCAUGGCGGAGCUUGAUCUCAAGGGGCAGCUGUGGGAACCAACCCUGACGGACAUCGAGAGGCCGGAGAGGGACCUCGUGGUGCUGGAGUCCGAGUUUAAAGUGGAAAAGUAUCUGAGAGCAGAGGAUCGUCUGAAAGAGGAAGCCCUGAAGAAGGCCGAGGAACAGAGGCGGCUAGCUGCCAAGGGUGACAACCUACGAGAGAGAGCCCUUGAUGACAUGAUGGGUGGGGUCCUGGAAGUCAAAAAAGAAGAAAUUUUAAAAAUGGAGAUUCCUCAGCCGGAGUUCAUGACCAAACCAGAAGUUCAGUGGACAGAGGAAGAAAAGAAAAGCUUCAAGGCAUUUGAAAAAAAAGUCAAGGAGCUAAGUGAAGAACAAGAGAAGUACAGGAAGGCCUUGGAAGCAGAAAUGAAAAAACUGCAAACGUCCAAUAAAGAGGCCACCCAGGGCUUCGACCAGGUCCUCAGGAAGCUCUUCGAGAGGAAAGUCAAAACGGAGAUGGUGACGUGCCAGGAGGAGCUCAAGAUCGCCAACCUGGUCUAUUCGAUCCUCAUUGAGGAGGAGAUUUUCAACAGGGAGACAGAGCUGAGCAACAAACUCCAAAAAGCAAGAACCUCGAAGAAUGACUUAGGCGAAGAAGUGAGGGAGUGCAAGGAGAAAGUCAAUGCUUUCAAGGAGACCUAUGACAACAUUGUGGCAGAAGACAAACAGCUUGACAAAAGCUUCAAGAAGGAGUUUUCCGAUGUCCCUCUUCACCUUGUCGACCAGCUGUAUAAGUUGUACAAACGUAGGCCUUGGGUCCAGAGAAUGCGCGUGCAGUCUGGCCGAGCAGCCGGCGAGGGGCUGGACCAGCUGAAGAAGGCCAUCGAGGAGCUCGAUUCCCCAGAGAACAUGCCGGAGGGCCUUGACUCGGCUGCGUGGGAGCGCUUUUGCGUGGCGCGGAGGACCAAGGUGGACUCUGAGCAGAAGGUGAAGCAGAAAGCCCUAAUGCUGGCAGAGAUGCAGGCCUUCCUGCAGAGGAGGAUGGACGAGGACGAGAGGGUCAGACUGGAAGUGAAGAACAUCAUGGAAGAGCUCAGAGACUUCAAUGAAGAGAAGAUGAGGUUCCGGCUGAACAUCAUGGUCCAGAUCCUUAUCAAGCAAGGACAAGUUGAGGUGGAGAAGGGCAAUUUCAUCACAGACUUGUCUGACUCCCUGCUCAUUCACCGCAGGGUGGUGGAAGACCUGAACACGACAAUCAAGACGCUGGGAGAACAGAAGAUCGCCAGGAUGGUGGAGUGCAAGGACUACCGCAAGGGCAUCAUCCAGAUGGAGUGGGAGCGCCGCAGGCUGGCCAUGCUUAAGGAGGACCUUCAGAACAAGGCCCGUGACAUCCAGAGGCUGCGAGUAUCUCAGGAGCAGCAGGAGUACCUGAGUGAAGCAGAUAAUAAAAACCGGACAGCAAAGCAGCUGUCAACUAUGGAGAAGAACAUCACGCUGCAAGAAAAGAUUCACCAGAAGAACGUGAGCAAAGCAAAGAUGGAGAUCCAGAAGCUGAACAAGCAGGCCACACAGUGGGCAGUCAAGAGCCGCAACCUCGACUCACAGCUGGCAAUCAUGAGCAUCGGCGUGGCGGAAAUAAAGAACAUUUACGAAGCCGCAGCUGUGGAGGAGACCCCAGAGAGCAGCGCAGACCGGCGCUACCAGGACAUUCUGCAGAGGAAGCGGCUGGUGAUGCUGAGCCAGGCCCAGAGCCAGGAGCUGAGCGUCCUGAGGGCCGAGGUGGAGCGCCUCAGGAUGAAGAACUUCCCUGCUCUUGUGGAUCCUGACCAGUGAGGAGCACAGCGAGUUCACGCCAC